Molecule: messenger RNA, 1633 nt
Organism: Telopea speciosissima
Lineage: Eukaryota; Viridiplantae; Streptophyta; Magnoliopsida; Proteales; Proteaceae
Product: U-box domain-containing protein 4-like
Exons: 3
Coding region: 69-1511 (480 amino acids)
Cellular component (GO): nucleus; cytoplasm
Molecular function (GO): protein binding
Source: RefSeq, a predicted model, not a curated record
UCGAUACGUACGCCUCUUGAAACGAUUCUCUCUCUCUGGUCGGUCGGACGAACCGGCCUCCUUCCGCCAUGGUUUCGGUAGCAGGAGAUUCUCGCUCCAAUGAACUUCCUUCGGCAAAGCAGAUUCACUACAGUUCUACCACCAUCUCUUCUCCAACUUCUUCUAAAGUCCAGAGGACUCCAGGUCGAUCCAUGCGAACGAUUCGUUCCAAUCUCUUCGAGAACGACCGUUCUUGCUCUUUUCCUACUGCUGCUGCUGCUGCUGAUGACAGAAAUUCCGCCUCCGCUUCCGUCUCCGAGUACUUGUCGGAAUCAGUGAUCGAUUUCAGACUCAGAGAGCUCGCUGUGGAGAGUGACAGGCCACUUAAGCCCUCUGUUCCUGAUUCUGAUCUCCUCGACCUCUCUCAAGCUUUCAGCGAUUUCUCUGCCUGCAGUAGCGAUAUCUCUGGAGAGUUGCAGAGGUUAGCUUGCCUUCCUUCACCUGAUCAUGUUUACAACCCUGACGAUGCUGUAGAUCUGGAACCAGAAUCUAACAGGGAAUCUCUACUGGAGCCAAGGUCAGGGUUUCUCCAACGCGAGAACCUCUCCUCGGAGAUCCUCGACAACGCUCCUCCGGAAAAUCUGGAAACAGCCGUGGAGAUAUGUGUGGAAGGUCUCCAGUCAUCGUCCAUCUCUGUCCAAAGCUCGGCCGCAGCGAAGUUACGUCUUCUCGCUAAGAAUAGAUCUGAGAAUCGAGCUCUCAUUGGGGAAUCCGGUGCGAUUCCCGCCUUGAUUCCUCUCCUUGGUUGCAGUGAUCCAUGGGCGCAAGAGCAUGCUGUAACAGCUCUCUUGAAUCUGUCUCUCCACGAAGACAACAAAACCCUAAUCACGGAUGCCGGAGCUAUAAAACCUCUAAUUUACGUUCUUAAAACUGGCACUGAGGUGUCAAAGCAGAACGCUGCUUGUGCUCUUCUUAGUCUCGCGUUGAUCGACGACAACAAAAUCUCAAUCGGUGCGUGCGGAGCCAUUCCACCUUUGGUUUCUCUACUCCUGAACGGGUCUACUCGGGGGAAGAAAGACGCGCUCACCACACUUUACAAGCUCUGUACGGUGAGGCAAAACAAAGAGAGGGCCGUAAUCGCCGGAGUCGUGAAACCGCUAGUGGUAAUGGUUUCAAUGCAGGGGAGCGGCUUGGCGGAGAAGGCUAUGGUAGUUUUGAGCAGCUUGGCCGCUAUUCCAGAGGGCAGGUCCGCUAUUGUCGAAGAAGGUGGGAUUCCUGUUCUGGUUGAAGCAAUCGAAGACGGAUCGGCGAAAGGAAAGGAGUUCUCUGUUUUAACGCUUCUGCAACUCUGUGCGGACAAUGUACGAAAUAGAGGGUUGCUGGUGAGAGAGGGUGGAAUCCCUCCGUUGGUCGCUUUCUCUCAGUCAGGAACCGCUCGGGCGAAGCACAAGGCUGAAACAUUACUUAGGUAUCUGAGAGAACCGAGGCAAGAGGCGUCAUCUUCUAGCCCUAUGGAGAGGAGAAGCUUCUGAAAUGUAAAGAGGUGCAGUCAUGGAAGCCAUUCCAACUCCCAACCCAACAAAAAUUCUUCCCACGAUUAUAACUCCAGGACCAGGUGCAAAGGCCAUGACUAUUGCACCAACAAAGAACAAAA